AUGUCUAAUCGUGAUUAUUAUGGGGAUAACGCUCCAGAGCAACCGAGAAUGGAUGAGUUCCAACACUUCAAUUCAAUGAGUACCUCAAACGGGAGUUCGGUCUCGGGGCCGGUUCCUGACGGCGUCGCAUGUCAAGACAAGGCGUCGAUCUACCAACAGACCCGCUGGGACGACCAAAUACAAACAGGCGCGCCUAAAAGCGAUACGAAUGGUGAAAGAGGUAUGGGCGCAACACUAGUUGGAGGAACCGGAGGUGCUUUUGUCGGACAUCACGUUGGUAAGAAGUCAGAGCAUGGAGUACUUGGAGCAAUUGGCGGGGCCAUAGCUGGAGCCGUUCUUGCCAACAUGACAUCAAAUGCUGUAAAGGGCAAUCAUCACGGGCGUGGGGAUCGCCGACGAGAGCGCUUGGAGCGGAAGAUGGAUAGACUUGGCCUGAAAUGA
Penicillium concentricum is the source of this 441-nucleotide messenger RNA. RefSeq lists its product as uncharacterized. NCBI's taxonomy places the organism in Eukaryota, Fungi, Ascomycota, Eurotiomycetes, Eurotiales, Aspergillaceae. Gene Ontology annotation, cellular component: outer membrane. The record is from RefSeq and is a predicted model, not a curated record. Bases 1 to 441 code for a protein of 146 amino acids. The transcript has 3 exons.